AUGAGUGAAUUCUAUGACGCAGCGGAUGAGCAAAGUUUGAAAGAACUUUUAAGCAAAAUCCUCAAAGAACAUCGAAAAGACUUAUUGAUUGCCACGAAAUUUGGUAAUGUACGCGAUCCAAAUGGAGCAUUUUUUAGGCGUAAAUGA
Molecule: messenger RNA, 147 nt
Organism: Ambispora leptoticha
Lineage: Eukaryota; Fungi; Glomeromycota; Glomeromycetes; Archaeosporales; Ambisporaceae
Source: the annotation of a GenBank genome assembly